Dromiciops gliroides (monito del monte) is the source of this 507-nucleotide messenger RNA. RefSeq names its product coiled-coil-helix-coiled-coil-helix domain-containing protein 2-like. Gene Ontology annotation, molecular function: sequence-specific DNA binding. The record is from RefSeq and is a predicted model, not a curated record. NCBI's taxonomy places the organism in Eukaryota, Metazoa, Chordata, Mammalia, Microbiotheria, Microbiotheriidae. Gene Ontology annotation, biological process: mitochondrion organization; positive regulation of transcription by RNA polymerase II. The transcript has a single exon. Bases 43 to 507 code for a protein of 154 amino acids. Gene Ontology annotation, cellular component: mitochondrion; nucleus.
CCUGUCAUUUCUCCCCAGGACCUCUGUCUUUAGGAGACGACUAUGCCACGCAGAAGCAGGAGCCGGACCUCCCGGGUGGCCCCCCCGGCCAGUCGGGCACCCCCAAUGAGAGCUGCCCCAGCACCAGCAGUUCACCCUCCAGUAGCAGCACCACCCUCUGCAGUUGCCCCACCCUCUGCUGCACCCAGGCAGCCAGGGUUAAUGGCCCAAAUGGCUACCACCGCAGCAGGAGUGGCAGUGGGCUCAGCUGUUGGGCACACCAUUGGUCAUGCCAUUACUGGAGGCUUUGGUGGUGGAAGCAAUGCUAAGCCUGCAAGGCCUGACAUCACCUACCAGGAGCCUCAGGGAGCCCAGCCAGGGUACCAGCAGCAGCAGCAGCAGUUUGGCCCCUGCCACUACGAGAUGAAGCAGUUCUUAGAGUGUGCCCAGAACCAGGGUGACUUCAAGCUGUGCGAGGGCUUUAGCGAGGUGUUGAAGCAGUGCAGGUUUGCAAACGGAUUAGCCUGA